AUGUCAACGACAAAAUCUGAAAAGUACGAUGAUGCUAAAUUAUACAAAGAGCCAUUUUCAAUAUCACAAUUGAUUAUGGGCCUACUAUUUGGUACAUAUUUUUUAACUGUUCAAACGAUCGAGUUAAGUUUGUCGACUUAUGUUCUUCAAGAAAAUAAGUUAGACCUUUAUCGUGACUAUUUAAUAUUCAAAGGUCAAGCACCAAUAUGGAAAUGGUGGCAAUUAGUUUCAACUAUUAUCAUACCACUAUCUAUUAUUACUGCCGUUCGCGAUUUAUUUCAAAUAUUUACGAGAAAAUCUACAACAAGACGUAAUUUAAUCGAUAUUGUAACAGCUUUACAAUUGUUUGGUGUACUUUAUACUGUUUUUACAGGUGUAUUACCAUUAGACAAUAAGUUAAUUCAAGAAGCUUCCAAGCAUAAUGUAUACAAGUUAAAUUUUCUUCAUUGGAUUGUCUUCCUAUUGAAUAUUCUCGGAUGGUUUAUAUCAAUAUUUCGAUAUCAAGAUUGGAAAAAUGACGAACGACUUCAUCCCAAAAAGAAAAUAGAAUAA
Messenger RNA from Rotaria sordida, 552 nucleotides. The record is from the annotation of a GenBank genome assembly. NCBI's taxonomy places the organism in Eukaryota, Metazoa, Rotifera, Eurotatoria, Philodinida, Philodinidae.